CGUGAAAAGUUAUCGUCGGGAAUUUUGGCGGCACGAUAAUCCGGUAUCAGCGUGUUAUCCGUGGUCGCUGUGAAACUGAAAAAUUUUGACUCACUAUCUUCUUUUUCUUUUCUCUCUAACACGAUCGAUCACGGUCUGGUCCCCGUGAUGUAGCCUGGACGACCGGCAAGAUCCGGGGGGGGGGGGAUUGAGAAGAACACUUCGCUCCCGUGGGAAGCGGUUACCGAUCGCGCGCCCUCGUCUGGAAAACUGGGUUUUGGAGUAGUUGCAGCACUCCUGCGAAAGUACCUUGCGAGCAUGACCGCGACGUCGGUGACGAGCCUGACGGUGAGCACCCAGGUGUACGAGGGCCAAAAGCCGGGCACCUCGGGCCUACGAAAAGCCGUCAAGGUCUUCCAACAAGAGCACUAUACGGAGAACUUCGUGCAGGCGACACUGCACGCCCUGGGCGAUCAGCUGACCGGCUGCACCCUCGUCGUCGGCGGCGACGGACGAUUUUACGUGAGGGAAGCGGUGAUGAAAAUCAUCCGAAUUGCCGCGGCAAACGGGGUAAGAAAGUUAAUAGUUGGACAAAAUGGCAUUCUCUCGACACCAGCGGUGUCAACUAUAAUAAGAAAGUAUAAAACGCAAGGAGGGAUCGUUUUAACUGCGUCGCACAAUCCUGGUGGUCCUGAUGCCGACUUUGGCAUUAAAUUUAAUUGCGACAAUGGCGGCCCGGCUCCAGACAACGUAACGAAUAAAAUCUAUGAGAUUACUAAAACGCUCCAGAAUUAUAAAAUUAUUCCUGAUAUUAGUAUAGAUAUUGACAAAGUGCAAAGUGUCUCUAUUGAAGUGGAUGGUAGACCAUUUAUCGUCGAUAUAAUUGAUUCUGUGAAGGAUUAUGUGGAACUUAUGAAGGAAAUUUUUGAUUUUGCGAGUAUUAGAAAAUUAUUACAAGGCGGUACAGAUAAGCCAGCAUUUAAAAUUCUCAUCAAUUCAAUGAAUGGAGUUACGGGACCGUAUGUAAAGCAAAUAUUUAGCACUGAAUUAGGCGUCGAUGAAACUAGCUUAGUAAAUAUAAAGCCAUUAGAAGAUUUCGGUGGUUUACACCCCGAUCCAAAUUUAACUUAUGCCAAAGAUUUAGUGAAUGCUAUAAAGGAAGGACCGUACGACUUUGGUGCGGCUUUUGAUGGAGACGGAGACAGAAAUAUGAUUUUGGGCAAGAAAGCCUUCUUCGUUACUCCUUCCGAUUCCUUAGCGGUGUUAGCUGCUAAUCUAAAAUUAAUUCCGUAUUUUCAAAAGACUGGUGUUAAAGGAUAUGCUAGAUCAAUGCCAACGGCUGCGGCUGUCGAUAGAGUCGCUGUUAAAAAUGGGGUAAAAUUCUUCGAAGUUCCUACUGGAUGGAAAUAUUUCGGAAAUCUAAUGGAUGCUGGAAAUUUAUCGUUGUGUGGAGAGGAAAGUUUCGGUACCGGUUCCGAUCAUAUUCGUGAGAAGGAUGGAGUAUGGGCAUGUCUAGCCUGGCUCAAUGUGAUCGCAGGACUAGGAAAAUCUGUGGAAAAUAUUUUAUUGGAUCAUUGGAAAGUUUAUGGAAGAAAUUUCUUUACUAGGUAUGAUUAUGAAAACUGCAAUUCCGCGUGCGCAGAUAAAAUGAUGCAAAGCAUCGAAACCCUAAUUGAAAAGCCAGAUUUUAUCGGCAAACAGUUGCAGUACGAAGGUAAAGAGUAUAUUGUUAAGCAGGUGGAUAAUUACUCCUAUACGGAUUCUGUUGAUGGUAGCAAAGCUACGAAACAGGGAUUACGGAUAUUGUUUGCGGAUGGCUCCCGCAUCGUAUUCCGUUUAUCCGGAACAGGAAGUUCUGGUGCCACUAUCCGUAUGUAUAUCGAUAGUUAUGAGAAUGAUCCAGUUACUUUCGAAAAAGACGCACAACUUGUUUUAAAACCUUUAAUUAAUAUCGCAUUAGAAUUAAGCGAACUUUGUCAGCAUACUGGUCGCAACGCGCCAACUGUAAUUACAUAAGAGUUCGCUCCUUACGUUCUUGCGCUCUUCCGUUGCAGAAAUCUCUUAUAAAAACAAUAACAAUUUAUAAACUCACAAUAUUAAAAUAAUAAAAAUAAAUUAAAAACGGGCAAGUGAGAGUCGUGCACAGUUAUUGAGUAGUGCACAAAUUACCAAAUAUAGAUAAUUAUUAGAAAUUCAUUUAUUCUACUUCAAACGUUUUGGUUUAUCUCCAGGUCAUUAUCAGUGAAUAUUGUCGACAUUUAAACUUUGAAGAAUGUUUCUUAAUUUCAACUGGAUAAUUCGAACACAUCACUGGCAGAUGAGUGUUUUUCUCGCAUUUUAAGUGUAACGCAAGCGAAUUUAUUAUACAAUCAGAAUAGGAAAAUGUGGAUCAAUUAUAUGAUUCGAUACUGUAUAAUUUAAUUAAGAUUGUAACUUGGACUUUCCUAGCAACAACAUUAUAAUUUAACAGUAUUAAAUAUUAAAUCUCAUAGGAUCAUACAUGUGAGAUCACAAUCAAUAGGAAAUAAAUGCCUUUAACAGUCUAGAUUUUAAGUGCUUGUAUAAUUUUGUGUGAAUUUAUAUAUUACGUAUGUAGUCUUUUAAAUUACUUUUGAAAGACAAACUCUAAACUACCGCAGUAAUAUCACGAAUUAAAUUGACUAGCAAUUUAACAAUUCGAUACUCUUACGAAUUUUAGAACAUCGUUAAUAAUGUUGAAUAAUAUAUUAAAAUCUGUAAAUAAUGAAUUCCUAUUACGAAAAAUAUUGCCCCGAUCGGAAAUCAAAUCCAGAUUUCGAUAUAACAUUUCUUGCGAGCGUUCUAAGCCUUUAAAUCACCGAAGCUUUAAUAUAUUAUAAUUUAACGUUUGUUGAAGAUGACUAUCUUAAUUUUAAAUUUUGCAAUAUUGAAUCAUAUAAUUGAUCUACGUUUUCCAACUACGACUGGAUAGUAUGGACAACUGCACAUGACUCUCAUUUGAACUGUCUUAUCUCUCAUUCAACUUUAUCUCUUAUUUAUCCAAAGAAAUUUAUACAGUGAAGGUCCGGUUAAGGUAUACAUUUAUUUGGAUUGUAAAGGUUCGUCCAAUUUCAAUAUUAAAAUCACGAAGCAAUAGCAUAAUAAUUGUUACUGGCAUCAAUGAAGAAAUUUUCCAUUUUUAUAAAAAAGUGUUACCGUUUUACGAUUCCAUCCAUAUGAUGUCCAUACUGUGCAUAUUGGACGAGAACUAUUCAAUAUGCAUAUCCAAGUAGCAAUUGUGAGAAAAGUGUUUUAGGAUCUAUUAGGAUCCUUUGCUAGAUAUUUAAAGUAGAUGUUAUUGCUUGAAUUCUCCUUACAUCCAUUUCAAGUUAAAGAAUACGUAAACUU
This is a messenger RNA of Trachymyrmex septentrionalis, 3345 nucleotides long. It is a transcript of the gene Pgm1, whose product is annotated as phosphoglucomutase. Gene Ontology annotation, molecular function: phosphoglucomutase activity; magnesium ion binding. Lineage: Eukaryota; Metazoa; Arthropoda; Insecta; Hymenoptera; Formicidae. Gene Ontology annotation, biological process: carbohydrate metabolic process. Gene Ontology annotation, cellular component: cytosol. The coding region runs from base 298 to 1995 and encodes 565 amino acids. The record is from RefSeq and is a predicted model, not a curated record. The transcript is spliced from 8 exons.